Molecule: messenger RNA, 2994 nt
Organism: Neoarius graeffei (lesser salmon catfish)
Lineage: Eukaryota; Metazoa; Chordata; Actinopteri; Siluriformes; Ariidae
Gene: slc2a12
Product: solute carrier family 2 member 12
Exons: 7
Coding region: 341-2218 (625 amino acids)
Biological process (GO): transmembrane transport
Cellular component (GO): membrane
Molecular function (GO): transmembrane transporter activity
Source: RefSeq, a predicted model, not a curated record
UCAAGCCCACAGCCCUGACCAAAACAAGGAAAGGACGAGCGAAAACAGCGCUGACAGGUCGCCAUGGUAACCGGCCAAUCUCUAUACUAGUGCACUCAACAGUAGUGUGAAAUAGACUUCGCGCAGUGGGGGUGAUGCCUGAUGGGUGGUGCACUCUGCAGGAAAGUAGACUAGUAGUAAACAGAUUGUAGGCGAAGCCAUUAGAACCGUGAGCCGACAUUAGAGUGGAACAGAAGUGGCUUCAGACCCGAAACAGAGGUUCAGUGAUGUCAUAAGCAUCAGGGGGAAAGCGCCCUGGACGUCCUGGAAGGUAACAGCUGCGCUGUCCUGGGGGGAGAACAUGGAUCCUCCGUCUGAGACUGACCAAAUGACCUCUGACCUCCUGAACCGGACUGAUCCGCUUUCUCAGGAUGUGCACCAACCCACUGAGAAAGCUGCACCUGCACACACAGGUUUACUGUCCAAACGAGAUCACAUGGGAUUACCUUUCACAGGUUGUGGAGCAGUGCUGGUAGUGUGCGCGGUAUCCGUGGCCUCCCUCAGUGGUCUCAUGCUGGGCUAUGAGAUGGGUCUGAUCUCUGGAGCACUGCUUCAGCUCAGGGAGGUGCUGGCACUCUCAUGCCCACAGCAGGAACAAGCCGUGGGUGCCCUGCUGCUCGGAGCGUUCCUGCUGUCAGUGGCAGGUGGCACCAUUGUGGACCGUUAUGGACGUCGUUUCUCCAUCAUCCUCACAGCGGUGCUGUGCACAUGUGGUACAUUGCUGAGCGUCUGCGCUCCCUCGUUCUGGACGCUGGUGGUGGGCCGUGUGUUGGUGGGAAUGGCUGUGGCACUCUCGGGCACGGCGUCAUGUCUGUACAUAGCAGAGGUGGCACCUGCUGCCUGGCGUGGGAGGUGUGUAUGUGUGUACGAGCUGAUGGUGGUCCUGGGUGUCCUGCUGGGAUUUGGGCUGAGUUGGGCAUUUGCAGGAAUAGUGGAUGGUUGGAGGUUCACUUUGAGUGGAGUUCUGGUGCCUGCAUGCUUGCAGAUGGUCAUCAUGCCUGUGUUGCCACAAAGCCCACGCUUUCUCUUGACCAGACGCAAACAGAUGGAGGCACGGAAAACUCUGGCCCGUUUACGAGGAACCGUCCCAGACGCGGUGGAGGAAGAGCUGAAGGUUAUCAUGGCAACUCUGUGUGCUGAGCACCAGCAGGGCUUUUUGGAUCUGUUUCGCUCUCAUGCCAACAUGGGGAGGAGGAUGUUUGUGGGAAUGGCGCUGGUGUUUCUCCAGCAGGCUACAGGACAGCCCAACCUUCUGGCCUACGCCUCCACAGUGCUACGCGGAGUGGGAUUCCACAGUAACGAGGCUGCUACACUUGCAUCCACUGGCCUCGGUGUGGUUAAACUGAUUGGUACAGUCCCAGCAAUCUUGCUGGUGGACCGGGUCGGGCCAAAAGCUUUCCUUUGCGUAGGUGCUGUUGUCAUGACACUGUCUACAGCAGCUUUGGGUGGCGUAACACUACACAGCCAAACACAAGUGGCCAGCCUGUGCCAGAGCCCGGGCCAGCUAAAUCAAACUCUAAUAUGGAGGGGACAUGAUGCCAGCAUUAGGACACACACACAUCACGCUAAUGUUUUGUCAGAACAGAAUAACACUCAUCUUCAAACAAACCCUUUUAAACACACUCAGAUACCCUGGAUUUUAAACUCCACAGAGGAACACAGAACAGCAGUAAUGAACUCGGAGACACCAGCACGGGAUUCUUGGAAAGACAGAUCGGAGAUUUCAUUAGAAUCCGUGUCGGGGAGUGAGGUGUCUCCUUUCCUGAAAUGGAUCUCUCUGGUCAGUCUGCUUAUCUAUGUGGCAGCUUUCUCCUUCAGCUUGGGACCAAUGGUCUAUGUGGUUUUGAGCGAGAUUUUUCCCACCGGGAUCAGAGGAAAAGCCGUGUCUGUGGUCUCUGCCUUCAACUGGGCCAUGAACCUGCUCAUAUCAAUGACCUUCCUCACACUCACAGAGAAGCUCGGCCUUCCGAGUGUGAUCUUCUCAUACACUGCACUGAGCUUCGUACUGCUCGUAUUUGUGAUCGUGUUCGUGCCAGAGACGAAGGGCCGAUCACUGGAGCAGAUCUCCAAAGAACUCGCCAUGAAGAACCAUCUUGACAGCACACUGUUGUGCCACCGAUGGCGAAAGAAGCCCAAGACUGACCUGUCACAGGAAGAGAAAUCCUUAGCAGCAGUCUGAUCCCAAACCAACAAGGAUAAAGAAAGAGCAUGAAGAAGAGCUUGGUGGUCAGGGAUGGAAGGAUGCACUACCUGAUUAAUAGAAAUUAGUAGAGAGAUUGGUGAUGAGGCGGAGCCUACUGUGAUAGCCAAGGGAGAAACCACGGUCAGUAAAAUGACUGUUGAUGUGAUGUUCAGUAGUAGCUGGUCGCUGAAAACACACACACACACACACACACACACACACACACAAACACACACACACACACACACUGCCAGGCACCAUAUUGAAGUCUGAAACACAGCCGUGUAGUAUUUUAUUUUUGUCUUAAUCCUUUUCUAAGUGUACUUUUAACAUGAACAGUUUUGGAUAGUGGUAUCCGUAUCUGAAGGUUUUUUGUUUGUUUGUUUGUUUGUUUUUUCAUGUGAAGUUGUUUUUGACAAUCUGUAUAGAUUGACAAAUUUGUCUCACAAAGUUUCACAAAUUAGUAUUUCGUAUAUGGCUGUGUUUUCUGGUUUUGCUAACUGUUCUACAGAACUCGUAAAGGAUUCGUCCUACUGCAGUCCAGAACCUCCUGCAACAAAUGCAGACUCUCUGACUUCCUUCAGCGGUCAGAUGAGAAAUGAUGACGAUGUCAGUCUGUACUAUCUGAGCUCAAAAUGGUGUCCCAUGAACACUACUCCUGUUACUGCUCACCCCAGAGCAGUAUGUACCGUAGGACAGUCACGGUCACAGCACAAGUAUCCACACGACUGGACUGAAGUGUCUUUCAUAUGUACAGUUGUGGUCAGAAGUUU